AUGGUCGCCUGCCGGUGCCCUGUGCUGCUUGUGGCCCUCACGGUGACCAUAAGCAUGCUGGAGAUGGGCUCACGUGGCCUGCAGCUGUAUGAAGAGGAACCCCCUUCCCCACACCCUCUCUCCCAACAAAUCUUGCACAGUGAGAAGCAACCCGAGCCUCACCCCAACGCUGGCACCUCUGCGGACCUCAGCCUUGUGAUAGACGGUAGUUGCGGAGAUCAGGCACCAAGCGACGCUCUCCACGACCCCGACCACAGGGAGGUGAAACCCGCCCACGCCUUGGAUGCUGCUAGCCGCGCUGGGAGGCUGCAGCGGACGGUGAAUCCUUGGGAGGCGGUGCUGCCGGGGAAACUGAACCAUGGGGGAAAGUCCCGGAAGAAGAGAGCAGCCCUGUACUGGCCCAGUGGCAGCGUUUUUAUCGCAGAGUUCUUUUUCGUCAUCCCCAUCGAGGCGCCCACGGGAGUCAGCAUUCCAUUCACUAUAGACGUCCCCUACGAGUUUACGCUGCCCAACAUUACAGCAGCGGAUUUCUUUAAACGAGAGAAUAUAGGCCGAGAUGACCGACUCAACUUGUACGGCGUGGUGGAGAGGCUCUUCCAAAGGUUCGGGCUGGACGGGCGGGCGUGUGUGCUGCGAGCGGUGUGCGAAAGAGCGAGCAGCAGUCUGGAGGGCGCCGGCAUGAUGGGAGAAGUCAUUACUACCAUUCUCACGGCGUCUCUAUCAAUCGCCUCUGAGGGCAUGUACGAGUACCUGGUGGCAGAGCACAACGGGAGGACACGAGGUGAUUGUUGGGCGCUGUAUCCGUCUUGCCCCAUCUCCCUCUUCAACUGGCUCGAGUGAACGCUGCCCCACAAGUCAUAGUUUCUUGGUUUUCACAUGGACAAGAAACUAUGCCUUGUGGGGUGCUCAUGCAAUUAUCUCAGGCCAUAGAUAAACUUGUUAUUCGAUUUUAUAUUUGUGAUCAGUUCUUUCUUUUAGGAUUAGUAUUUAGAAAGGAAUUAUCUUUAGUCUUGAGGAUAAGGGCAGUUACUUGCAUUUGAUGUAAUGUUCUUUUACCUUCCGUCCCUUGAUAUGUAGAAAUAUGUGUAAUGGUUAAUGUGAGAGGAAAAUGACUGUUCUAAUAUAAUCAAAAACGACUUGUAGUGUCUUCAACUCUCAAACGAUGAUUAGAUUAGUAAAUUGCAGAUUACUUGAUAUAUAUACUUUUAUCUAUAUAUUUAUGUGUGACAAUUAGGAACAUUUCUGUAAUGUUUGAUAUUUUACUGUUAUCCUUUCAUUUUUAUCAGUCUAAAGUUUCAUCUCAUUUGAGUAAAUCAUGUGAUCUUGCACUCAUAAUCUUUCAAUCACUUCACUGCCUACCACUGUCCCUAUGUCACCAAGCAGACUUGUCACCUCUACUAUGUUGCAUUUCAUUCCUCUAUUUUUAAUUACCACCACACUCACGCCUACUUUUAUUACUUUCAUCAUUCAUUCUUCGCACUAUAUAAGUGAAUACUGAGCAUUAAGGGGCUGAUAUCAACGUAUAUACUAAAAAUAUAUCAAACUGCUUAUAAUCUUUAUUAAAAGUCAAAUAUGCUUCUGUGGUCCUAUCCGUUGGGUUUUGCACUUUCUUUUUAUUUUAAAUCCUAUGAUAUUUCAAAAACUUUUUAGUCUCAGGAUAUUAAAGAUGUUAAUGAGCAAAUCAGAAGACUUGAAAAUGAAAGCGAGCGCAAAGUCGAAAAAGUCUGCAGUUUAACUUGCUUCUGACCACGACUGUACUUCAGCUUGCGCAGAUGUGACUGAAUGGAUUUUGCAGUGAUUAUUUUUGUAUAAUCCAUCACCGCAACACGUGGAGCAGCCUUUUUAUUUUUUUUUAUUUUAAGCUUAAGCAAUGAUAUAUCCUUCAUACUUCUCACGUACAUUGUUUGUCUUGUACUGCAAAUAAGUAUAUAACAAAUUGUCAGUCUGUUAGGUUGGCUAAAGUUUUCAGUAAACUAAUUCUACUAC
Messenger RNA from Portunus trituberculatus (swimming crab), 1986 nucleotides. RefSeq lists its product as uncharacterized. Bases 1 to 840 code for a protein of 279 amino acids. The transcript is spliced from 5 exons. NCBI's taxonomy places the organism in Eukaryota, Metazoa, Arthropoda, Malacostraca, Decapoda, Portunidae. The record is from RefSeq and is a predicted model, not a curated record.